CAUUUCUUCAGUCAUCGACUAACCGCCAGAGUGUAAAGUAGUGAAAAAUUGUAAGCGAUUUUGGAAACAAACUCUAAAGAAGUGCUAAAGUGAAGCGAAGAAGACAUUUAAAAUUGAAAGUGAAUAAUCAAAAUUGGAGAGAAGAGAAAAUUGUCAGAACAUUACGUUUGUGUUGGGUGAAUAUAAAUUACGACGAUAAUCAAGGACUUGGUCUUAGUUCUCCCAGGAAUUGAAAAGCAGCCAGAGCUUAACCUUACAUUUACGGAACACUAGCAGAAGAGCCAAGGGUUCCGGUUCGCGGAAUUGAUCCUAGUUGAAUGUUUUUAUACUCGAUUUGCUAGGUAAAACAGAACCAGGCAAAAUUCAGGGAACCGGUUUAAGAAUCAACGAUAGUCACUCUUCUGUGAUUACAUCACAGCUCUAGAAAGCUGAUCGUGUAGCCAGUAGCGCUAGCACUAGUGAUUUGGCCCCAUCGUUCAUAGGGUCGACACUGCUGAACGCUUGCUUGUGAAAUUGUGUGCAUUAUGAAAUGUGACUUUCAAAAUUGAACAUUCAGCGGUAGAGAAAAUACGAAUACGCAAAUAAUAGACGUAAAACGGAAGGACGUACGGCCGGAAAGGAUUCUGUGAAGGAAAGAACGGCCUGUAAUAAAGUGGAGAGGUAUAUUGUGACGAUAGAAAAUUGUACGAUAAAGUAACUUUAGUGUGUGUGUGGGCAAGUGUACUUCAACUUGACGAUACACGGUAAAAAAUUAGAAGCCUAAUCUGACUCAGGAUAAAUUAUGACACAGCGAGAACGAGACACAUUCAUUCAUCUGUUCGCUGGAGGUAUCGCAGGUACUGCCGGCGCCGUUGUAACAUGUCCACUGGAAGUGGUCAAGACACGUCUGCAAAGCUCGUCCGCCUCGUUCAUCCAUAGUAUACCGAGCCGCAUCACGGUGGAAUCCGGUAAACUGACCUCUGGGAACGAGCACCAUUCCCGACGACGAGUAUGUGCCAGCACGAUUCUUAACAGGCGGCGUCCAUCGGUCCUUGCUAUCCCACAGUGCGGUAUCUCAACGUCGGUCCAGUCGAUCUCAAUCUGGCAAUGCCUGAAGCACAUUGUUCAAACCGAAGGAUCACGGGCUCUAUUCAAGGGGCUCGGACCGAACAUCGUCGGUGUCGCUCCAUCGCGUGCGAUCUACUUCUGUGCAUACUCGAAAGCCAAAAACGCUCUGAAUGCUCAUGGCAUCAUACCAGCGAAUUCGCCAUUGGUGCACAUUAUGAGUGCCUCAUGUGCCGGUUUUGUGUCUGCCUCCCUCACCAAUCCCAUCUGGUUUGUCAAAACGCGUCUGCAGCUGGACUACAACGCCGACGGCAAAAUGACCGUGUCGGACUGUGUGAAGCGAAUUUAUGCCACUCAGGGACUACGAGGUUUCUACAAAGGCAUCACCGCAAGCUACUUCGGAAUCUCGGAAACGGUGAUCCAUUUCGUCAUAUACGAGGCGUUGAAAAAGAAACUGUUGUAUGUGUUCGCUCCUUUGCUAAUCCUAACAUUAUGCAUUGUGUGCGUCUGUGUUGUCACAAUCACAUUCACAUACAAAUAUGAUCAUCUCAUCUUGAAUAAACGGGUGCUUGAUGAGAGAUCUGGGUUUUGACCGAAAAAGCAAUUUCUGAACGAGCUCUGUGCCGUGGAACUGUUUUUUCCUUGAAAAUUGGUUUCCUGUGCCGACAAACGUGCCACCGUGCGAUUGGUCGUAAAGGAAUCAGUCGUAAGAGAGGAUGGUAAUUUGCUCAACAUAAGAUUUCGUAUACAGUCAUAGUUUUGUAGGUCUCAUGCAUGCCCCCCUGCCGUCUGCCCGCCGAUUAGCUUCGCGAGUGGAGUGUGGAGCAACUGAACCAUGGGAGACACUGAGGAAGCAGCUGUACACCGUGGGUGUGUGUCCGUGUCUAGCCGAACUUGCGUACCCUGUCUAUGUGUGUAUAUGUUGGGUCUGUCGGAAUCCUGUUGGAAUCCCGCAAGUCGUCUAACUCAAUAGCGCCAAACGAACUAAAAAGAACAUGACAUGUGGCUCGAGCUUGGGCAGGCGAACUCUGCUAAGUGAGACAUUCGACCUGGUUGGAGGUAACGUGCGCGUGUUCAAAUUGAUCCUUUUCCUUUGAGAUUGUUAGCUUACAUAACCUUGUAUGGGAAAAGUGAUCCCAUAGUAUUCAAAAUUGCAUAUCACUUGAGUUAAGGUAGUUGUUCAUUGAAGUAUCGUUUUUCAAAGGAAAAAGGUCAAACACACACACGUUACAGUACCCUCUGAUAACCCAACUCGCAAUAGCACAUGUCCAAUUUGUACCGCUAAAUUUCUCGUCUGUGUAUUUUUUCGUAUUUUUUAGUCCGUUAACACACGUAUAUUCACGAAACCGUCAUCGCUCGCUACUCGACCUUCAUCUGUGUGUCGGGAGAGUUGUGUGAAAACCCAAACGAAUCCGAAUCUAGUAUGAGUUUACAUUUAUCUAUGUUUACUAAAACCAUUCACCAAAUCAGGCAUUCGUGGUUACCGUAGGCCUUCUCGCAAGGAACAAACGUUUCGGUCGUUUGUUCCUUCCAGUUGCCGCUUACUUUCGAAGGUUUCGCCAAGAUCGUUGGAACGUACUAAUCCACCACCUUUGGUUUUCCUCGCUUUCUGCGCCUGCUCUUUAGACCGAACUGCGCCACUCACGUCCUGGCGAUGAUAAAACCUCCAGAGAUUUCCUCGAGUUUAUGGC
Malaya genurostris is the source of this 2735-nucleotide messenger RNA. It is a transcript of the gene Rim2, whose product is annotated as mitochondrial carrier protein Rim2. Bases 782 to 1636 code for a protein of 284 amino acids. NCBI's taxonomy places the organism in Eukaryota, Metazoa, Arthropoda, Insecta, Diptera, Culicidae. Gene Ontology annotation, molecular function: pyrimidine nucleotide transmembrane transporter activity. The record is from RefSeq and is a predicted model, not a curated record. The transcript is spliced from 5 exons. Gene Ontology annotation, cellular component: mitochondrial membrane; mitochondrion. Gene Ontology annotation, biological process: pyrimidine nucleotide import into mitochondrion; mitochondrial transport.